GGAACUGCUACUUAUAUACAAAUAAUGCGUCAUGCAUAUUUGGCUUUCAACGAUGAGCAUAUGUCUCCUAUUGAACGAAUAACUUCGAUAUGGUUUGUAUCAAAAUGAUGUCGGCAAAGUUAUAAAUCUAUUAAAAUUAUUUUUUCCUUUCAGGACUGCUUUGUUAUUUGUAAGGGCAUGGCGCCAAAUUUGCAUAAGCAAUAGAAAAACACUGAAGGACUGCCCGACAUCAAACGUGUAUCACUGUUUGGAGUUAAACGCACAUGGCUUGGUAAAAUUCAUUGUCAGGUGCCGACAAGCCGACAGCCCGGAGCAAUUCAUAAUUACUCACUUGUCUAGUCAACCAUGUGAAACAACAUUUCGGGAGCUUCGUUCGAUGACGACUGUCAACCAUACGGCAGUCAAUUUUACAAUGAAAGAAGUUGAGCAAAGAAUGCAGAAGGUGCAAAUGAAGUUGCUGAUAGUGCAUCGGAGAAAAGCAGACCUAAACUUUCCUUGUCUGCAAAAGCAGCAGCUAAAAUGCCAAAAAACAGCAAAUCAAGAUCUUCCUAACGACGAUCAAAUCCGUCUGGCCAUCGACACAGCUGCGAAAAACGCGGAACAUUUAUUAACCUGUCUAGGAGUUCAAAAUCUUGAAAUUGAUUUCAGGGAGAGUAUGACCAGAAAUUCCAAAACAGAAUCCGAAUUUGAAUUUGUCUCGAUUGAGAGCUCCGAGGUCGCCAACAACUCAAAUGAUUCAGCAUGCAAAGAUGCAUGCGAACUAAAUGAAUAUCAAAUUACAGAUGGAAUUAGUAGUGAUGCGGAAGUUGAAAGUUCCUCGUUGAAUGAAAAUUCAAUGAAACAUAUAAUUGAGGAUGCAGAGAAAAUCUUUUCCAAUGCAGGUGGAGAGCUACUUCUACGCCAAUGUUCAUCCGAGAACAAUCGAAACGUUUUCUAUGUAAAAGGGAUAAACGGUAAAGUUAUAAGUAUUAAAAAAUCGACAAUGCUAUGGAUGCUUUCAUCGGGGCGUUUUAAAAGAUCCAACGACCGCUUGAGACGGUUCCAUCAAAUAAGAAUGCUUGCACCAAAAGAUUCAUCUAACCAAAACUGCAUUAAACAUGAGAUCAGUACCGGAGAUUGGAUUGCAUUACAAGGACCCAUGGUUUGCCAUGUAACAAACUUCCAAUACCAAACAGGUAAAUUGAAAACUUGUCCACUCACCACUGUACCUAGAGAGUGUCCAGCGAAUGUAGAGAAAAGAGGAAUCUUUCUUCUGGGAAACUUCUACACUGUGUCUUCGGUUGGAUGCUUAAGUGUCAACAAUAAGAAACACCUAAAAUCGGAUAUUGACCAUUACGUUACACACAUCAAAGCACCGAACAGCAAGCUUUCUUUGUCAAGUGACACACUGUCUUACCUACAAACAUAUAAACUGGUUUAAAAAACAACGAACUCAUUUGAGAAUUAAAACAAAAAUUUAUUUAAAAGUGCUACAAAUCGUGAUUUUGUUAUUAUUGCACAAAACUACAUCAAUCUGUCUUAACUGGCGCGUUCGCUCUAGCAUAUCCGUAGCUUUUACUAUUUUACAUUUCUGAGUAUAUAUCCGACAUUCGACCACUCAAUAACAUACCAGGCCUAAACCAACAUUAUUCAGGAAACACACAUUUGGUAAUAAAUCGAUUGCUUUCCCUUCGAUAAAGUUAGGCCAGCUUUGCUAACUGAGUAAUGUUUGGGUUUACCUCGUCAGCGCUUCAUUGAACGUUCUCUACUGGUGGUAACCAAAUGAUCAGGAACAGCGGCAGCAGGGCCCCCAUUUCCACUCUGCUGCUGGAAGCGGUCUCCAGAGAUUUGAAUGUUGUGUAUGCCGGUUCAGUGGUCUCCGUGCCCGGUGUUGUGCUCACUUCGUCAGCUGCGGCGGAAACUAUCGAUUGGAUUGUGACAGUUGUUGGCAUUCUGAUUGUGCGUCUGGAAAUCCUCUCUCGGUGAAGUUACCCGAUCCACCAACAUCAUUAAUGCGAAUCCCAGCACCAGCAGACCUAUCGUAGACUAGUGUCCAUCCGCAUAAUGCUUUGGUCUUCUCCAGUUUGCUCGAACAGAAAUCGAUUUCCUGCCAGAAUGAUGACCGUGGCUACCAGCGGUGGUGCUGCUCCGAAAAAUAACACAUUCUUUACUCUCUCCUGGAACAAAACAACACUGAAUUUCAAUAUCUUCAACAACCGAUUCACAUAGCAGUUUUUAUGUGUAAAUUUACCUUGGAUCUUACGUAGUUAGCGAGGUAGUUUAAAAUAACUUCAGCGAGCUAAUUUAAAAUAACUUCAUCACACCUGAUAUGUUUUGUUUACAAAUGGAUUGCUACGAAACACCUAAAUUUAGAAUGGUUGCCAGAUACAUCAAAAAAAUUAUACUUGAGAAUCUCUGCACGCUAAAUGUGUACGGCACAGUAUCGGGCACAAUUGGGCACAGUUCGGCACGACCGGCACAGUUCGGCACAGUACCGGCACAUUGAAGACGAAAGUAGAUGUGCCGAGCGACCAACCCCUUGCAUUCUUACCUUUUGUGUUGUACAUAAUAAGAAUAUUUUCCGUUCCGAUCUUAACCUCCGAAACACAACUGGCUAGCAAAACUUCUACUUUACCAUACCACAGAGAACAGACAUCCAGGGUAGAACAAAUUUCAAUCGGAAAGUUGUGUAAGGAUUUGAAUCUUCACUUGAGAAAGGUUGCAAACCAAUACACGAUGACAACACUAACGCCACCAAACACCAUAUUGCCACAGUCAGUGGUGAAUUGAAAUAUUUCAAGUGGUGAAUUAAAUUAGUAUGGGAAAUUAACCGAUUGCAGCGCCACGCUAUUGCCACUUAUGUUGCCGAUUUCAAAUGGCCGUUAAAUUCCUUACACAGUUUCGGAACUUGACUUGGAUGUCUGUUCUCUGUGACCAUACUGCUUCAAACGAAUGACAGAUGUCGAACCGAGUGUCGAACUAAAACUGGAUGAUUUUCGAUAUAGGGCACAGCUGGACAUACUUUCAGUUGGUUUUGAGAUGAUAAUCAAUCUCAGCACACCCUAAGUAGAAAAACAUUCAUUGAUUGUGUCAAUUUUUAUACAUUAACAGGAUGAUUUUUAUUCAGUAAGAUGUAGUAAAAUCAUUCUGCUGUGUGAUCAUUCAAAAUUCGGAUUCUGCGAUUUUGAAUCGUAUUGAAUUAAAAAUCAUUCUUUAAACGGCGGGGGUUUUCGUUCAGUGUACCGCCAUCUAGUGAUGACCCGGCCAAUCACAAUACGUUUAGCCACAGAGAACAGACAUCCAAGUCCAGUUCUGAAACUGUGUAAGGAAUUUAACGGCCAUUUGAAAUCGGCAACACAAGUGGCAACAUCGUGGCGCUGCAAUCGGUUAAUUUUCCAUACUAAUUUAAUUCACCACUUGAAAUGUUUCAAUUCACCACUGACUGUGGCAAUGUGUGGUGUUUGGCCACCGACGAACCGACGUGACAGUGGCGAUUCAAAAGUGUCCCCCCCAAAUUUAACGGUCGACCACUGAAGCGAGCGAUCGUUUCUGUCAAAUCAGCGCAGACGCGAACCGUUUCCUAUAUGAACACACGGGGGUUCGGUGUCGAGCUAUCAAAUCAUCGCGAGCCGUUAUAGAGGUGGCGAUAGUGUUCGGCUAUUUUUCAUCAUGGCGUCGCGGGCAACAAAUUUGAAUUUAUUUGUUCUAGCUGUCACGUCGGUUCGUCGGUGGUUUGGCGGCGUUACGGCGAUGACAUAGUGCCGCUUCAAAGUGAGAGUGAAAGUGCGCGUCCAUAGGAUUUUCGUGAAUUUGCUAUUGUUGAUAUUCUUCUUUGCAGCUUCGCACACGCGCACUCCCACUCUCACGCGUAACUAUAACGGCACCCUUAGUGUUUUCAUCGUGUAUUGAUUUGCAACCUUACUCAAGCAAAGAUUCAAAUCCUUACACAACUUUCUGAAUGAAAUUUGUUCUAGCCUGGAUGUCUCUUCACUGUGGUUUAGUAUUGGGCGAUUGGGUUUUCGUGACGAUGUUUUUUUUAAUGAAAUUUGUGUGUUACGUCUGUUUAUCUGUGGCAAUCAGAUUUAACGACACGGCGAGUAAAUUGAAAAGCUUAUUGGAACACCAGUGACUGGGAUCGGCCGACGGUAUCGGUGCUUGCAAGUCAUGAAUCAAGUCACCGAGGACUACAAGACGUUUGUCGGACGUUUAAACAAACUCUGUGUCGAGUCGAAACAUGUCUUCGUCUGUGAACUGAAGGUGAAUUCGGAUGCGGAGAUCAGACGAAGUUGCUCAUCCGCAUUGAAGAGCGGGACGACGUAACUAUGGAGCUGAUUUCGAACGAGGGUUAGCGGCUUCUCAACAUCAAGCACGAUACGGCGAUGAUCGGGACAGCUUCAGCACAGCAGAAGGAACUUUCAAGUCUGGGUGGGGAUCAGCAGAAUCAAGAUUCAGUCCUCAUAUGGAUACCGGUCCAGCUACGCCUUGUUGGAACUGCGGUGUCUUGUACUACUCCAUCGAUUGUCCGUUCAAGAACCGGCUGACCGGUUACAAGGACUCCUGCGCAAAGAACAUCAAAUCUCCCAGCAAGCGAUGAAGUUCUGGAACGCCGUCGUUCUGUCUCGGGUAAUCAACCAACACGUCAAGCCAGAGGAAGACUUCGUCGUGUAAGUGUUAGAUCAAUAGCUGUAGGUAGAGGCAGUUGGUGCACAUCCACUCCAUUCCAGGGAGAUUGAACAAGCUAUCCGUCUGUUCUCAGCUACGGGAAACUAGAAGGAAUUCCUCUUUUAUGAGCUCCUUUUUCUAAAAUUUGAAAAAAAAAAAACCUUUUCCAAGAACCUGAAAGCUGCUUUCUUCUGAGCUUGAAUGCUCAAUACAAAGGUUCUAUUUUACGUGCUGCUUCAAAGUUCUCUUUCAAAGCUCUCCCUGUCAGAAGUUUGAACAUUUGCUCUUCCUGUAGCGUGGAAGCUUAUUGUUGUCAGGAGCUUGGGAGCUCCAAUGGAAUCAAUCUCUCUUCAGGAGCUUGGAAAUAUUCAUUUUUAAGGAGCAUGAAAGUAUCUGCUAUAAGGAGUUUGAAACUCUCUCCUAUAGGAACUUAGGGACCCCCUUUUUCAAAAAACUUGGAAGAUCCUAUUUAUCAGGAACAUGGCAGCUCCUUCUUCGAGGAGCCUGGAAGACCUCUCCUUAGGGAGCUGGGAAGCUCUUUUGUUCAGAAACCUUCCUCUCUUGGGAGCCUCAAAGCUGUUUCUGCUAGGAAACUUUCUUCUUCAAGACCUUGGUUGCUAAGUUUUUAAUGAAAUAAGGAGCUCCUUUUCUAAAAAUUAAAUUACCUUCUCCAAAACAUGAAAGCAUCCUCUUUAUCGAACUUGAAUGCUCCCUCUUCCAGGCAUUGGGAUGUUCCCUUCGAAACCUUGAAAAAGCUCUCUCGUCCAGGAAUGUGGAAGUUCCCUUUUUCAGAUGGUGCCAUUUUCUAGUAGCUUGAAUGCUUCUUAUUUUAGAAGCAAAGAAGUUCUGUUAGAGGCUCUUCCUUUUUUUAGAGAGCUUGGAAGCUCUCUCUUUAAGAAAUUUAGAAGCUCCUUUUCUUUUGGCUUGAAAACUACCCUCACAGGAGUUUAAAUGUUAUUGUUUUAAAGGUUGGAAUUUCUCGCUUUUAGGAACUUAGAAAUCUCUUCUUCAGGAUUGAAAUUUUCUGAUAAGGAGCUUCUUCUUCCAUGAGCUGGGAGAGCUCUUUCAAAAACUGAGAAUCUGUUUCCGAAAAAACACCGUUUCAGAAGCAAGUAAGCUGCCGGUGCCAGGAUCUUGGAAGCUCCCAUUUUCAGAAGCCUCAAAGAUGUCUUUUCGACAUCUUGGAUGGUUUCUCUUUCAGGAUUUGGUACGCUUUUAGUUUCAGUAACUCAUAAGCUCGCUUUUCGGAUGCUAAGAAGCUCCAUGUUUUAGAAGCUUUUGUUUACAGGAAUUUGGUCGGAUUAGAGAAUUUCGUGAAAUUUCCACAGCAAUUUUUUGUAGAAUUUCCACAAGUAUUUGAGCCGAGUGUCUACAAAGUCUACCUAGGGGCCUACAGAGACUCGAGUGAAAUUUCUACAAAGAUUCGACAAGACUUUCCCUAGCGUCGAGUGGAAUCUCAGCAGAGGAUUGCGAGAAAUCUCCACAGAGCUUCAAUUAAUUCAAGUCAAUAGAAUCACUGCAAACAUUCAAGUUGAGUCUCCGCAGAAAGUCGCGUGAAAUAUAUUGAAUGGUUCAGAUCGAAUUUCUUCUGAGAUUCGAGUAAAACCUUCUCUAAAAUUCAGGUCGAAUCUUCUGCAAUUUCAGCAGAGAUUUGUGCGGAAUCACCACAGAAAUUCGAGUGAAAUCUUCGAACAGAUCAUGGAGAUUCGAGUGGAAUCUCUACAGAGAUGACAGAGUGAAAUCUCCACAGAGAUUCGAGCGGAAUAUCUACAGAGAUUGAAAAGGAAUCUUUACAAAAAUAUAGUAGAAUCCAAUGAGACCCGAGUGGUAUGUCUUAAGAAAUCCGAUUGAAAUCUCCACAGAGGUUUGUGAGGAAUCUCCACAGCGAUUCAAGUGCAAUUCCAUCAGAGAUUUGAGUGGAUUCUCUGUAUACAUUGGAAUGGAAUCUCCCCAGAGCUCCAACUGGAAUGUUCACAGAGAUUCGAAUAGAAUCCCCAUGGAGAUUCAAGCGAAAUCUCCACAGUGAUUCGAGUAGAAUCUCCACUGAGUUUCGAGUGGAAUUUUCACGGACGUUCAAGUCAAAGUGUUAUACAAUUGGAAUCUUCAUUGAGAUAAUUGAUGAAUCAACAUGAAGAUUUGAUUGAAAUCUCUACACACACAAAAUAAAAUCUCCACAAAAGUUCAAGUGAAAUCUCCCGAAAGAUUCGAAAGACAUUUCAUUUGAGAUUCGAGUUAGAUCUCCUUGGAAAUUAUUGUGAAAUCCACGACAUUCGAGUGCAAUUUCGGAAUUUCUACAAAAAACUGAAGUGUAAUCUCAUUAAAGAUUUGAGUAGAAUCUCCUCAGAGAUUAAACUGGAAUGUCUACAGAAAUUGGAGUAGAAUUACCAUGGAUAUUCGAGAGAAAUCUUCACAGAGAUUUAUCUCGAAUGUCCACAGAAGUUUGAGUGGAAUUGACACGAAGAUUCGAGAGGACCCUCCACAAAGAUGCGACUAGUAUCUUCAAAAGAAAUUCAUGUGGAAACGUAACAGAUAUUUGAGUUGAAAUUUCACAAAUAUUUGAAUAAUAUGUCUAACAGCAGUGAUUCGUGUCAAAACUUCACAGAGAUUCGAGUAAACUCUCCACAGAGAUGCGAUUGCAAUUUUCUUAGAAAUUUGAUUGGAAUCUCCGCAGAGAAUUGCGAGCAAUCUCAACAUAGAUGUGUGUGGAAUCUCUACAAAUAUUCGAGAGGAAUUCCCCCUAACUGGAAUGCUCACAGAGAUUUCAAUUGGAAUCUCCACAGAGGUUUGUGAGGAAUCUCAACAUCGAUUUGAGUUGAAUCUCCACAGACAUUGAAGUGGAAUCUCUCCAGAGAUUUAACUGAAAUGAUCACAGAGAUGGAAGUGAAGUCUCCACAGAGAUUCGAGGGUUUCCACUAAGCUUCGAAAAGAAUCUACAUAGAGAUUUGAGUGGAAUUUCCACAUUUG
This is a messenger RNA of Aedes albopictus (Asian tiger mosquito), 7605 nucleotides long. RefSeq lists its product as uncharacterized. The transcript is spliced from 3 exons. The coding region runs from base 377 to 1420 and encodes 347 amino acids. The record is from RefSeq and is a predicted model, not a curated record. Lineage: Eukaryota; Metazoa; Arthropoda; Insecta; Diptera; Culicidae.